GAGAGGUUGGCGGGACAAGGGAGGUGGGACCUUUAUUGGAUGAUGCCGAUGUUAUUGUGACUUCCGAUGUCGAAGAGAGAAACUUCGCAGAAGGGAGGAUAAAGAGGAGAGGGUGCCUCCUCCUGGCCGUGUACUGUAUUAAAGCUGAGAGACGGGGCCCAGGCCAUGGCGCUCGCCCUCAGGCUGCAGUUGAGCGGCUGCCAGCGGCUCUUGGGCCUGGCCCGGGCUCUGUGGCCGGCUCAACGUGCCUCCUGCUACCGGCUCCAGUAUAUCAGAAGAUGUAUUGACAGACGUUCAGGACACCAGGAAAAUAUGUUGGCUUUUAGAUUGCACACUUCGAAAGAACCAACAGGAUUUGAGAAGUAUUUUCCCAAAAAUAAAACUGCAACGGGACCAAAAGCAAGUGACAUUAAAGCAAAGCCAAAGGAGUCUGGAGGAGGUAAAGGAGGUGAACCAAGAGGCAGUGGUAAGAAAAGUGGGAAGAAAGAGGAAUCUGCUUGGUGGAACCGGUUACAAAAGGGAGACUUUCCAUGGGAUGAUAAGGAAUUUCGAUAUUUGGUUGUGGGAGUAGCUGGACUUCUCUCUGGAUUCAUGUAUUUUUACUACCGAAAUCCUGGCAGGGAAAUCACUUGGAAAGAUUUUGUAAAUUAUUACCUUGCACGUGGUGUGGUUGAUCGCCUAGAGGUUGUCAACAAGCAGUUUGUGCGGGUGAUUUUCACUCCAGGAACUACAACUGAUGUUAGCUAUGUAUGGUUUAAUAUUGGAAGUGUGGAUACAUUUGAGCGUAAUUUGGAAAAUGUGCAACAAGAGAUAGGGAUUGAACCAGCAAAUCGUGCAGCUGUAGUGUACAAUACUGAGAGCGAUGGUUCGUUCAUGCUAAGCAUAUUCCCCACACUGUUACUCAUCAGCUUUUUGCUGUAUGCACUGCGACGAGGUUCUAUGGCAGCAGGCCGUGGGGGGCGAGGUGGUGGACUCUUCAGUGUGGGAGAAACAACAGCAAAAAUGCUGAAAGACGAGAUUGAUGUCAAAUUCAAGGAUGUUGCAGGAUGUGAAGAAGCUAAAUUAGAAAUCAUGGAAUUUGUUAACUUUCUGAAAAACCCUAAGCAAUAUCAGGAUUUGGGGGCCAAGAUCCCAAAGGGUGCUAUUCUGUCUGGACCACCAGGAACUGGAAAAACCCUGUUGGCUAAAGCAACAGCUGGGGAAGCCAAUGUUCCUUUUAUAACUGUUAAUGGAUCUGAAUUCCUGGAGAUGUUUGUUGGUGUUGGACCAGCCAGGGUGAGGGACAUGUUUGCCAUGGCACGGAAAAAUGCUCCAUGCAUUCUUUUCAUUGAUGAGAUUGAUGCUGUUGGAAGGAAGCGGGGUAGGGGAAACUUUGGUGGACAGAGUGAGCAGGAGAACACCCUAAAUCAGCUACUGGUCGAGAUGGAUGGAUUCAACACAAGCACCAAUGUUGUUGUUCUGGCAGGAACAAAUCGACCUGAUAUCCUUGAUCCAGCAUUGAUGAGACCAGGGCGAUUUGAUAGACAAAUUUAUAUUGGUCCACCUGAUAUCAAAGGACGAGCAUCAAUUUUCAAAGUUCAUCUUAGCCCGUUGAAGAUGAACUCUAGUAUCAGUAAGGAAACAUUGGCACGUAAACUAGCUGCACUUACUCCUGGGUUCACUGGUGCUGAUAUUGCCAAUGUCUGUAAUGAAGCUGCUCUGAUUGCUGCUCGUCAUUUAAGCGAAUCAAUCCAUGUGAAGCACUUUGAACAGGCAAUAGAGCGUGUGAUUGGAGGAUUAGAGAAAAAAACACAGGUCUUGCAACCUGAUGAGAAGAAGGUUGUUGCUUACCAUGAGGCAGGACAUGCUGUAGUUGGAUGGUUCUUGGAACAUGCAGACCCUCUACUUAAAGUCUCUAUUAUACCUCGUGGGAAAGGUCUUGGCUAUGCACAAUACUUGCCUAAAGAGCAGUACCUUUACACAAAAGAGCAGCUUUUUGAUCGCAUGUGCAUGAUGCUUGGUGGCCGAGUGGCUGAGCAGAUAUUUUUUGAACGCAUCACAACAGGUGCUCAGGACGAUCUGAAAAGAAUCACACAGAGUGCAUAUGCCCAGAUUGUUCAAUUUGGUAUGAGUACAAAACUUGGGCAAGUGUCCUUUGACCUUCCACGACAAGGUGAUACAGUUGUUGAAAAGCCGUACAGUGAGACCACAGCACAGCUUAUUGAUGAAGAGGUUCGGGCUCUUAUUGGUACAGCAAACCAGAGAACCUUGGAAUUAUUGAAGGAGAAGCAACUGGAAGUUGAAAAGGUAGCUGAACGAUUACUAGAGAAGGAAGUGCUUGAUAAAAGUGACAUGAUUGAUCUUUUGGGUCCUCGGCCAUUUUCAGAAAAAUCCACUUAUGAGGAAUUUGUUGAAGGCACUGGUAGCUUUGAAGAGGACACCACUUUACCUGAAGGUUUGAAGGACUGGAACCAGGAGAGGGAGGAGAGUAAUGAGGAACUGCCACGCAAACAGCUGGCAUGAAAUGUGUUAAGUACCUUUGUAUUUUAUGUCAACUGGAGAGCUUAGUGGCAACCAAAUUGAAAGGUUUAUUUUGCUAGGAUAAAAUUAAAAAUGCCUGCACUGUAAUUUGGAGCAGUUCUCCCAUAAGGUGGUCCUUGAUAACUGUAGGCAAAUGGAACAGCUUAUGAAAUGAUGCCUUUCAUUAACCCAGGUGAUGGUCACAUUUUGUGGCUGAAUUGAAAGUAGUUUGGACUGAGCCUGCAGGAAUUCAGAAACUGGGCUGACUCUGGGAAAUCCAUUGUCUCCUUGGCUGGAAGAAGCAUUCAGUCUAUUUAUUGGCACAUGAUGGAACAAAAAUAAAUCUAAAGAAGAGUUCAAAGGUUCCUUUAAUAAAUGAACCAAAUUUAUAACAUGGUUAUUUCAAGAAGACUUGAAUUUCAUUCAAAUGUAUGACAAUACUUGGAUAUGCGUGUGCGCAUUUGUCAUUAGUAUUGUGAUUAUUGAUCUUUGUAACUUUUGAUUUUCCUCAUUUUUCCUAUCUACAGCAAUUAGUUUUGCUGCUUGAAAAUCUAAACCUGAAACGUGAGCCCAUUUCAUUUUUAAUUAUAUGCACAGACCUAAACUAGUGUAGAAUGACAAUAUAUUUGAAAAAAUCACCAACCCCACAAAAUGUAUUUCUAUCCCCUAAAAGUCCAUUUCAAACUACCAAGUCUUACUGAAGUUACUAAAUAGAUGUAUCAUUUAAGCACUCAAGAAUAAUACCAUGUCUGCUGGAUUGUUAACUUCUUCACACUGAUCACGUUUCAUAAAUUAUUGAUCUCUUUGAAUCAUGAAUACUAAUGUAUUAAACAUCUAAAUUAGAAAUUCUGUGAUGCAUUGCAGCUGGUCACUCCCAUAAACAGAUUGUGUUGUGUUUCAGACACAUAUAUACUGUCCAAUAUUUAUCAUAUUGUUACUCAUUUACAUCCAUUUGUGACCUGAACUGGGGUAUUGUGCUUUUACACUUGGCUUAUUUCCUCCUUGAACUUUUCAAUGCUUAAUUGGGAAACACUUAAUGAAACAAGGCCAUAUUUGAAUUGUUAGUUGCUUUAUUUAAUGGGCAGCAAGUGAACAUACAGAUAACAAGUAUUUCAAACCUACCUCUCUCCCCAAAAAGUAGGAGGAAUAGCAAACAAUAUUGUUGAUUGUUUGCUCCUGACAUUACUUUUCCUUCAAGGCAACUUCUCCUGCAAACAACAUUGAUCUUUUGCAGCUGCUGGCCCUGGGCUUACAGCUUGCAUUUUUUUGUCUCCUUUUUUUAUCCUGGCUAGCCAUAUAAAUUUCAUGUCUCCAGAGGGGUGGUGAGGAGGAGGAGCAGGUGUAGGUUGGUGGCGAAGAGAUGUACAGCUGAGUUUCUCGUCAUGGUAAGCCUGUGAAUUAAAUUAACCGUUACUUUGUGUUUUGAGCUUUGCGGGUUUCUGCUAUUUUUAAGAACAGGAAGGCUUUCCUGGAAUUGCCUGGGACCAAGCAACUAGCUGUAAUUGUUGGUGAACUUUGCACAGCAGCUCAUCUAGCUUCCAACCCUGCAGCAUUUGACUUCCUUUAAACCUGUUUAAUUGUUUUGUUUCAAAAUGCAACUUUUAAACAUAGCACAAUCAUAAAAUUCUUUCAAGUAAGAAGCAAUGGGAAAAACACUUGAAAGGUGCUUUGUUAACCUGACUGAUCUAACGCAGAAUGCUUUUGAUGAAGAUUUAAUUCAUCUCUAAGUGUUAGAUUACAAGUUCCUACUUAAGUGUGAUUGAUUCUAUUUUAUAAUAUGCGCUAAUAAAGUUAAUCUUUUCUCUAUUCAAUAGUCUCUUCCAAAUUUCUGGAAAAUUUCUGUAAUUAAUUUUUUGUUUAUUUCUUGAGUAAAGUCUGGUAUUGUCACUAACCUUAUAGUAAUAAUAUCUUGAGGUGAAGUUCAUUGUUCUUUAGCUUCAUUAUUUCUUCAAUCUCUGUCAACUCUUCUGAAGAGGCUAAUGCUCUCAUUCUAAACAAUGGUUCUAGUCACUGUGGAUGGGGUUGAUCAUUUCAGACAUUCAUUGAAUUCUAUUUGCACUGACUUGACUGCAUUGCUGCAGAUGUAGGAUAACAUUUAUGAUGGAUUUUACCAUAGCCUAUGUCACUUUAAUUUCACAACAAGAUCAAGGUGAAAAGUAAAUAUGUGGGGAAGAGAAAUAGCCAUUGGGUUUCACUGUAUUUCUGAAGUGUCCGUAUAAUCUUGCAAAAUUGUUUAGAAACAGGAAAAUUUGAACAUUACCAUGCCUAAAUUUCAAUUUGUAGUGUCAUGUCUUUCACUUACUAAGUCCACGAGCAGUAAACUGUUCAUCUUGUGUUGGUUACAUUAUCACUGCUCUGAAUUUGUUUUUUCAAAGUCCACCUUAGGUUUGUCCUUGCCUGUUUAGAUUACGUACCCACAGUUAAGGUUUGGAAAAAAAUCGAAAGAGCUGCAGAUGCUGUAAGUCAGAAACAAAAGCAGAAAUUUCUGGAAAAGGUCAGCAAGUCUAGCAGCAUCUGUGGAGAGAAAUCGAAGUUACUGUUUUGUUUCAAGUGAUCCUUCCUCAGUUCUGAGGAAGGAUCACUCAACCCGAAAACUGAGGUUUCCCAGAAAUUUCUGUGUUUGAGUUAGUUAAAGCUUGAAUAUUGCUGUUCACCUGAGACACUCCUGACACAUGGUGAUUAUUAGUAUUCUGUAUAGUUUAACAUUUUUAUCAUUUAAAUUAAUUGCAGAAUCAUGCUGUCAGAAUGUAAUUGGUUUGGUCAUACUGAAUUCAAUGAUUAUAAUUACUGUGUGUUGUCAUUUGACAUUAUUUGGUGAAUAUAACUAUAUACUGCUCAUCAUAUUGCUACAGCAAGAGGUUUAAUUAGUCAUAUCUUUUGUAUAGAGAGAAUUUAUUCUGAACAAUCAUUUAAAUUCCGUAUAUUCAUUCAUAUGUAUUUUUCACAAUUUGACUUUUUAUGCUUAUAUUUCAGUGCUGUGUUUAAUUGCUGGAUAUAGAUUUUUGUAAUUAUUAUGCCUUAUCAAAUGUUACAUUGGCCACAAUAUUUCCUGAUUUUAGCAAUGAAAUAUUUGUGGCUGAUGUGUUCAAGUAUUUAUGUAGUAACUUACCUGUAGUAAAUCUGUAAUAAAUUCUAACAUCUGAGAGUUUAAAAUUGGAAAAUCAAUAACAAGAUGUAUAUGCAAAACUAAAACUCUGAAGCAUUGCUCUGAUAAAUGAAUGAGGGCUUCCUGAAGAAGGGCUUAUGCCCGAAACGUCGAUUCUCCUGUUCCUUGGAUGCUGCCUGACCUGCUGCGCUUUUCCAGCAACACAUUUUCAGCCCCGAUAAAUGAAUGUCUACAUUACAGUCAUAUGUCUUGAAAGUUAAUAUAGUUUUGUGAAGAAGGUAGUCCCCACACGUCACAACUGAUGAAUCUUUCCUUCAAGUAAGAUUUUGUGCAAUUAGUGACAAACAUGUCUGUAUCUAUUUUUGUUAUACAGGGUGCCAAGAUUUGGUUUGCAGUAUGUUCAGCAUCACUAUUGUACUGAUAUUGUAAAAGGAGCAAUUUGGCACUGCUCCUUUAUGACCUGAUACUUGCCCUUACAUUUGUCCAUGCUUCUGCAUUGAAUAAAUGAUAACAUCUCCAGCAGAAAAUGCCAAGGAAAGUAAACUGACCAAUUUCUUUUGCUUACCUUUUUAUUUUACUACAGGGUAAUCUAGUAAAUCCAACUGUCCAUGAUGUGACUGGUUCAGAAAAAAAAUAAUGUAUGUUAAGAUUUGCUAGUGUUCAAUGUCACCUCCCAUGGGCUUUGUUUUGAUUAUCUGUAAACUGCUUCAGUGGUAGCGUUGGAGUGAGUACCAAAGCUGAUAAAGGGAAUAAAGUCUGAAGUAAAAGCA
Molecule: messenger RNA, 6375 nt
Organism: Chiloscyllium plagiosum (whitespotted bambooshark)
Lineage: Eukaryota; Metazoa; Chordata; Chondrichthyes; Orectolobiformes; Hemiscylliidae
Product: mitochondrial inner membrane m-AAA protease component AFG3L1-like
Biological process (GO): mitochondrial protein processing
Cellular component (GO): membrane; m-AAA complex
Molecular function (GO): zinc ion binding; metalloendopeptidase activity; ATP-dependent peptidase activity
Source: RefSeq, a predicted model, not a curated record